Rubroshorea leprosula is the source of this 1016-nucleotide messenger RNA. Lineage: Eukaryota; Viridiplantae; Streptophyta; Magnoliopsida; Malvales; Dipterocarpaceae. The record is from the annotation of a GenBank genome assembly.
CUUAAUUUUCUCACUGUGGAAUUCUCUCUUCCAGCUUCUUUCCUCCUCUCCUCCCCUAGAGAAUCUUUCCCUCUCAUGUAGCCAUGAUGUCUAUCAACAAAGGGAAAGAAAUAGCAGAAGGGUCAUCAAGAUCAGCAGCAUCUGCUGAUCAUCAACAGAAUAAUCCGCCGCAGUUGAGCCGGUAUGAGUCACAGAAGCGGCGGGACUGGAACACUUUUGGUCAGUACUUGAGAAACCAGCGACCUCCGGUGGCUCUUUCACAGUGUAACUCCAAUCAAGUGCUUGAAUUUCUCCAGUACCUGGACCAGUUUGGCAAGACUAAGGUGCACUUACAAGGGUGCGUGUUCUUUGGACAGCCGGAGCCGCCAGGACCCUGCACUUGUCCUCUGAAGCAAGCUUGGGGCAGCCUUGAUGCACUAAUCGGUCGGCUUAGAGCUGCCUAUGAAGAAAAUGGUGGAUUACCUGAAACUAAUCCGUUUGCAAGCGGCGCAAUCCGGAUUUACUUGAGGGAAGUGAGGGAUUCUCAAGCUAAAGCAAGGGGAAUUCCAUAUAAGAAAAAGAAGAAGAAGAGAAAUAUUCCAGUGAAGUCGAAUGUUGAUAGCUCCAACUUCCCUAUGCAGCAACCUUGAUUUUCUUUCCUAUGAUUUUUCUGAAAAAUGGUCUUAAAUAAAAUCUGAUCACUUCGAGUUUGCGCGCAGUUAGCUAUGAGAUCUCUAUCUUGCUCGAGAUAGCUAGGUAGAGAUAGCACGGUGCGUGUUUAUCGUUUAUAUAUGUGAGAAUCAAGUCGUAGGAAAUGAAGCAAGAAGUUGGGAGAUUUAGAAAGGUGAGUUGCCUUUUCUCCCUUAUAAAUGUUUCCUUUAUAUAAAUCAUAGUUCAAGUCUCAACUAAGUUUGUAAUUUAUAUAUCAACAAUCACAUAUAUUUUUCGGGUGUAUGUAUAUAUGCAAAGACCAUUACAUUGCAUUGCAAAUGUUGCAAACGUUUUUAUGAUAUUGUGGAUAAAAGGUACCUUGCUAC